AUGAAAUCAAAUUAUUCUUAGAGCAAGUAAAGCUAAUAAAAAGACCAAUAAGGUAGUGCUUAGGAAUGUAAAAAGAUCAUGACAGAAAAGAUCAUGUAAGAGAUCUAAAACUUGUCAUUAGAUGAGACAAAUAAAAUCAAGAAAAAAAACUAAGAUGCUUUAAAGAAAUAUACAGCAGAAUCUGAAUAAAACUACUUAGAAUUCAAAAAGCUAGUUGAGUCCUUAAAAAAAGAAGUUAUAGAAUAUGCUUAAGUGAUUCUUGAUUGUCCAAAGAUAGACAAAAAGACCAAAGUUUAUGCAGAAAACUUGUAGCAAUAAAGCUCUGAACAUUUAAAAAAGCUAUAGGAUAUUUUAAGAAACAAGAAUGUUAACAUAUAUGUUAACUAAUUCUUCAGCAACAGACAUAUUUAUAUUCUAUAACGUAUUAAUAAGAGUAAAAAAGAUAUUGAAGUUUUGAUGAAGGCAGGAUGCUGUGGUGGUAGCUAACAAAAGUAAGCUCUUUCUAUUGACGUACCUGAAAACUUUUAUCUAUGCUUGCACUUCUUAGAAUUUCUUUCACAAACUCAAGCUUGUCCUCCUAAAAUAGAGUAUCCUCAAUUAGAUGCUGACUUUGAUUCAUUUUAGUUCAGGAUAUAGGAAUUGAUUGACAAAUAUUUCCCUACUGAUACAGAAGUUAAGUUUGUAGAAAUAGAGAAGGAGGUAAUUAAAAAAGAAGUAGAAAUCAGAUAAGUGGAGAUACCUAAGGUAGAAUAUAUUAAAGUAGAUUCUAAGUAGGAUGAUCUUGUAGGUAAAGGCCACGAAUACGUGUACGGCAUAGGAACACCUCAAUAAGUCAAAAGAGGCCUUGAAUUGUAUAAGUAAGAAGCAAAGGGUAAUAAUUGUAGAGCAUUUAAUAGUCUUGGUCAGGUUUAUUUUGAAGGCAAAGUAGUUGAACAAGAUUUAAACUAAGCCUAUGAUUACUAUUUGAAAUCUGCUGGCUUAGGUGAUUUAGAAGGUAUUUAUCAAAUUGGCUAGUUCUAUGAAAGAGGCUAUAUUAGUAAGGUCACAAAUAAGGAAUAUAGUUAGGAUGAGCUUAUAAAAUCUGCUAUCGAAUAAUAUAAGAAAGCAAGUUAAAAUAAAAAUAAGGACACAUUGCAUUAAAAUGCUAUUGUAGAUUUAGGAUAUUUUUAUGAAAACGGAGUCAGAGACUCUAAUGGCAAUUUUAUUAUAGUUUAAAAUAUAUAAGAAGCUAGCAAGUUAUAUGAAUGUGUUGACAAACAAAAUUGCCCUAGAGCAUUGAAUAAUCUAGGUACUUUGUGCUUAAAAAACAAUUAGAAAGAAAGAGCUUUGAGAAACUUUGAAGAAGCAGAUAGGUUAGGAUAUCCUGCAGCAACUAUGAAUCUAGGUAUUUGCUACUUAAAAGGAAUAGCAGUUCAUACAGAUAUAAACAAAGCUAUGAAAUUACUUAAAAAAGCAGCUAGGAAAGGAAAUUAAGAAUCAAAACUUUAAUAUUGUUAUUAUCUUUUGUAAUAAGCUAGUGAUGAAAACAAUGAGUAAGAAUAUUUCUAAGCUGCUACUUACCUCAGAGAAAUACUCACAACUUAACCUUAAAACUCAGAUGCCCUUCUUUAUUUGGGUUUCUUACAUGAACUCGGUUUAGGAGUUACACCUGAUUACAAAACAUCUUUAAAAUAUUACUUCUAAUCUGCUGAGUAGAAUAAUGAUAAAGCACUAACAAAGCUAGGAGACAUUUACUUCUCAGGUGCUUUGCUUCCUAAAAAUGUACCAAAAGCUAUAUAUUACUAUGAAAAGGCUGCCAGUUUUGGUAAUUCAACAGCAUUAAUCAAUUUAGGAGCUAUUUAUGAAGAAGGAUAUGAUGGAAAUCUACCUGAUUACGAUAAGGCUUAUGAAUUAUACUUGUAGGCUGCAAAUAAUGGUUCUGCUGAAGCUUGGACUCAUAUUGGUUUAAUGAUUGAAAUGGGUAGAAAAAAAGAUUGUAAAGCUAGUGAUGGAUAUUAGGCUUACUUGAAGGCUUCAUAAUUGGGUGAUAUAAAUUCAAUUUAAAUUCUUAAAGACAAGGUGGAUAUCCUGCAAAAUAAUGAAAUUAAUUUAUAAUUUUAAAAUGAAGAAGAAGAAGAGUAAUUCCGUGUUCUAAGAUAAAAUUAAUUACAAAUUUUACAAAGUCACAGAUAAAUUUCUGAACUACAAUAAAUAAACUAGUCAAAAGCAUCUAAAGUUUAAGAAAACUAUGAUACUCCCACAGCCAUAGGAUUAAAUUAUUAAAACUGGGAAAACUAAAACUUAUAAAACUUUAAAAAAUGA
This is a messenger RNA of Tetrahymena thermophila SB210, 2301 nucleotides long. Its product is annotated as Sel1 domain protein. The record is from RefSeq and is a predicted model, not a curated record. The transcript has 8 exons. NCBI's taxonomy places the organism in Eukaryota, Ciliophora, Oligohymenophorea, Hymenostomatida, Tetrahymenidae. Gene Ontology annotation, molecular function: protein binding.